UUUUUUUUUUUUUUUUUUCACUUUUUAUCACUUGCUAUUGUUCCACUAGGCGAUUUCGGGGUUUAUCUCAAAGCUUUUGCUUGUUAAGCUCUCCGACGGUAAACAUCGGCGUGGCCGUCCUCUCUCUCUUUAUCUUUUAGAUAAAUUACAACACCCAAUCGUAGUAUUCUCCAUCGCCAAAACCCGGCGGGGGCAUAUAUAAAUAAAUUAUAAGAACAAUUCAUCAGUAACAUCGUAAUCAUUAUUGUGUAUCCUACAGCACAAAAUGGAUGACUCUGGACUUCCGCCUAACUGGGAGGUGCGCCACAGCAACUCCAAGAACCUGCCGUACUACUUCAAUGCGAACGAAAAAAUAUCGCGUUGGGAACCGCCCAAUGGAACCGACACGGAGAAACUCAAGAAGUACAUGGCUACCAACCAUUCGACUUCAUCCCAGAUUUCCGCUGCCACCCAUCCCGAAGGCAAGAUUCGCGCCGCCCAUUUAUUAGUGAAGCAUCGCGAAAGCCGACGACCCGCGAGUUGGCGCGAAAGCGAAAUUACUCGAACCAAGGAGGAGGCGAUGACGAUUAUUAAGGGACACGAACAAAAGAUCAAGAGUGGAUCUGUAUCUCUAGGCGAGCUCGCCAUGAGCGAAAGUGACUGCAGCUCGGCGAGGAAGCGAGGAGACCUGGGUUACUUCGGCAAAGGAGAUAUGCAGAAGGAAUUCGAGGAGGCCGCUUUUGCAUUACAACCCGGCCAGAUGAGUGGUGUCGUGGAGACAGCGAGUGGUCUACACUUAAUCGAGAGAUUAGUUUAGGUUCUUGUCAUACUAUGGAAGAAAAAUUAAAAGAGCCAGGUCCGAAGUUAUGGUGACAUCAGGAAAUGGAGCAGGUGGUAACUGUAUUCAGGGAACCGUACAACGUUUUUGCAUCCUUCGCCUCGGACUGAGGGAGGCCUUGAGAGAUGUUCAACUUUUCUCAAUUACCAAAAGUUGUCGCUUGGUUUACCCUUUCCUAUUCAAUACGGCCGACCGUUCAUAUCUAUAGAUAUUGGGCAAUGCGUCUAGUCAGGCCUCCGUAAUAUCGACUGCCUACGUAGUUAGAUACUCAAUCCUUUUCCCAAACAGAGAAUAUCCGCGCCAUUCUAGUACUUAAGAAUUAAUACCAAGCGACCAAUAUACAAUCUCCAAUCGAGGAGUUACACAAGCCCCCCUUUUAAGAAGCUUAAGUAUAUUGUAUACCUAGGUACACUUUCAGCUAAUAUAAAUCGUCAUUGAACGUA
This is a messenger RNA of Hypoxylon trugodes, 1260 nucleotides long. Its product is annotated as rotamase-domain-containing protein. Gene Ontology annotation, cellular component: cytosol; nucleus. The transcript is spliced from 2 exons. NCBI's taxonomy places the organism in Eukaryota, Fungi, Ascomycota, Sordariomycetes, Xylariales, Hypoxylaceae. The record is from RefSeq and is a predicted model, not a curated record. Gene Ontology annotation, molecular function: protein binding; peptidyl-prolyl cis-trans isomerase activity. Bases 266 to 796 code for a protein of 176 amino acids.